Messenger RNA from Hydractinia symbiolongicarpus, 1886 nucleotides. Its product is annotated as proprotein convertase subtilisin/kexin type 5-like. The transcript is spliced from 9 exons. Bases 80 to 1480 code for a protein of 466 amino acids. The record is from RefSeq and is a predicted model, not a curated record. Lineage: Eukaryota; Metazoa; Cnidaria; Hydrozoa; Anthoathecata; Hydractiniidae.
CGUCUGUGAUGAAUGAAAUUUGACAAAACAGACGUCGAUUAUUGUAGAGAAAGUAUAUCAUUUUGAGAAGUUUACAGUCAUGAAAAUUUUCGUUGUUUUGUUUCUUGCUCUUUUGGUUCUUCAGUUAUUCGAUCUUUCAUCCGGUCAUUGGUGGAGAAAGAAAAAAUCAAAAAGCAAGCCUCAAAAUGGAUUUAAAGGUUUGAUGUGCCGUCUUCGACAUUACAAAACCAUCCUUAAUGACGACAACAAAAUAGUUGGUUGCAAAAGAAAAUGUCCAACAAACUAUAAAGAAGGAUACUCUCUUCACUGGGGACAUCAUUGUAAACCAAUUGUCAUUCCAACAGGUUGUGCUGAUGAAUUUUGUGUCCAUUGUAUUCCUGGCUACAAAUGGAUGUAUACUUAUCCAUUUUACGACAGAUGUGUCAAAGAUUGUCCCUCAGGAUACAUGGUGACAAGCAGUAAUAUGUGUGAAGUAUGUACAAUUGAAGAUUGCGAUCGUUGCAAGGAUCAGUGGGCAUGUGAGAAGUGCAACGCCGGAUUUUCGUUAUAUAGCAAUUUUAUGGAUUCUGUUAUCUGCGUUCAAAGGUGUCCAUCUGGCUACGUCAAGAUAAAUCAAAAUGGUGUCCAGAGCUGUGUAAGAAGACGGAUUAAGACAACAAGUAUGCCAGAAACAGCGAUCACCACCACUACGACAACAACAACAACAACAACAACAACAACUGUAGCUGGAACGACUAAAAAUACCACCCCUAAAAAAACAAUUACCAAUGCAUUACCUCAAGGAUGUAAAGAUGCCAAUUGUGUCAAUUGUGAAACUGGUUAUUUUAAGUUUUAUCCGCCAACACGGGGUAGUUACUGUCUGACGCAAUGUCCUGUUGGUUAUUCUGCAUUAGGAUCGUUAUGUGUAGCCUGCGCCGACCGCCGUUGCGCUUCAUGCAAAGCUUCGCUGUCAGAAUGUGAUAAAUGUUUCAAGGGUUACUCCAUGCUUCUGGAUGCUUUCAACAUCACAGUGGAGUGUGUUAGAACAUGCCCGGUAGGAUAUAAACAGGAUAUAGUUGGUGGUGUGAAGUACUGCGUCAAAACUCCACAACCAGCUUGCUCAAUAUCCAACUGCAAAAGCUGUGUACGAUCAGACCUCCACUCAUUGCAUUCAGGUUGUGAAGAAUGCUCCGAAGGCUUUUCUUUGUUCAGGGGAUCAUUCAAUGAUCACUGCUACCAAACCUGUCCACCAGGCUUUUACUCUUCCCUAAAACCAGGAACUAACAUAACUGCAUGUGCUAAGUGCUCAACUGUGUUUUGCAACAAGUGUACGGAAGACGAUGUCUGCACAGAAUGUUUUGAACCCUUGGUGUUGAAUAAGUCGCUGAAGCGGUGUACAACUUGUCCUGCAAAACAACAAUACAAUUUUAAAUUCAAAGAAUGCGCGGCUACAGAUUCUAACCGCCCGGAAAAUGUAUUCGAGGGAGUGAACCAAAAGUAAUUUGCUUAAACCCCAGGGCUUUUUCUGAAGAAAAUAUUUUUUUUACCGUUCAAGAUUGUCAUCGCAUCUAGAACAUUUUAACAUGACCAACAUUAUCUUGUUUUUUUUGUUUUAAAGUGUAUAUUUAACCUCAUGAAAGCCUGUGUUUACUUGAAUUGGCGCCACUACAUACCUCUCUCAAAUAAUAAGCGGUCCAUUUUUGUUGAAAAAUAUUUAAUAAGUGCCUUCACCUAAUGUACCCCAAUUCGUCUCCAGUCCAACUUGAAGUAAGCAUUGGUCAAUUCAUAGACGUAGAAGAGACGCUGAGUAGAAAUUAUUUGAUUGGUGCGAAACUCUUUGAAAAGCAUUUGUAAAAUUGUGUGUUUAUAUUUUAUUUAAUAAAUAUCUUUUUGUUAUUAUACUUAUA